AGCUGUCCGAGCUUCAAAUGUGCGCAUAUUUCUUGGUGUCGCUGGGCACUGUGUAAUAGAUUACUAACGUGAGAAGAGUAUUGAAAAGUCUUUUGGAGACGUGAGGUUGGUUGUUAUCGUGAUGGUUCAUUUGGUAGAAAGCCGCGCUAUUCGAUUGCUCGGAGGAAUGUGCGCAAGUGCGUUGCAAAGUCACGUGGCAGCGAUACUUCCCGCAGCGUGCCGGUCGGAGAUUCAGGAAGGGACCAUGUGCAAUUCCGCCAGACCUUUCAGCGUCUCGCACACCACAGUCGACCAACACCCUGACGCUCCUUUGCGUGCUACGGCUUUCUCCUUCCCCAUGUGAUGGGCAUCUGCGCAUCCUGCUGUAGAGCGCGACAGCGUCACCCUCAAGAUGAAGAUAUUGAAUCCAUGCUGAGUGCUAGCAUUCCAAAUUAUGGUACCCUCGACGACAACAGCUCGGUGCAUCUGGACGAAGAGGAGGUUCGGCGAGAGAGAGAGGCUUUGGACAACAUCACCACCCAGGCAUCCGAUCACAUGAUCGAUGUCCUCCAUCCGAGCCAUUCCGAACAGAACUUCGACAUCAGCAGUAUGAAUAAACGUCCCUUCAACACAAGCCUGGCACAACAGGAAUCUGGAGCGAACGACUCUGCACCGCCCGAGAGUGACUAUGCGGCCGAGGAAGCCGCGUGGCUGGAGAGUAUACGAGCGGCGGAUGAGGACACUAUUCACAUGCCACGUCACGGAGCUCUAGUCAUGGACGUCAGUCUGCGUGACAGCCACAAGGCAGCUCAACAAGACAUUGCAUGAUUUAUCCUCG
Dissoconium aciculare CBS 342.82 is the source of this 817-nucleotide messenger RNA. RefSeq lists its product as uncharacterized. Gene Ontology annotation, biological process: regulation of receptor recycling; cholesterol homeostasis; positive regulation of MAPK cascade. Lineage: Eukaryota; Fungi; Ascomycota; Dothideomycetes; Mycosphaerellales; Dissoconiaceae. Gene Ontology annotation, cellular component: membrane raft; late endosome membrane; Ragulator complex. The coding region runs from base 343 to 807 and encodes 154 amino acids. The transcript has 4 exons. The record is from RefSeq and is a predicted model, not a curated record.